This is a messenger RNA of Balaenoptera musculus (blue whale), 570 nucleotides long. RefSeq names its product EP300 interacting inhibitor of differentiation 1 (gene EID1). NCBI's taxonomy places the organism in Eukaryota, Metazoa, Chordata, Mammalia, Artiodactyla, Balaenopteridae. Gene Ontology annotation, cellular component: nucleoplasm. Gene Ontology annotation, molecular function: transcription corepressor activity. The record is from RefSeq and is a predicted model, not a curated record. Gene Ontology annotation, biological process: negative regulation of DNA-templated transcription.
AUGUUGGGAAUGAACGAGCCGUCCCAGCUCUAUGAAUAGAGCAAUGACGUGCACAUGGACCUGAUGCCUGGCAAGAGGGACCUUCCACAGAGAGAGGUAGGCAGCGGGAGCCGGGAGCCAUCCCCGAACCCCCGCACCGGAGCCCUGCCACAGUUCGACCAGGACGGCCCAAGGGCGGAGGAGGCGGCCCAGCCAACGGCGGAGCCACAGGGGGACGGAGCCCUUGCUAACCGGCCCAGCUCUGGGGAGUAGCCAGGCCGGCUCGCCAGCCCUGGCUUCGAGGAGAAAGACUGGGAAUUUGAUGACUGAGAGGAUGACUACGCCUAUCCGGAAGAGGAGCAGCUGAGUGGUGCAGGCUAAGUUUCAGCAGCCUUUGAAGAAGCCAAGGUGUUUCUGAGAACCUCCAGAGUAAGAGAAGCAGCUCUGGAUGGCGGGUUUCAAAUGCAUUAUGAAAAGACCUCUUCUGAUCAGUUGGCUUUUAUGGAAAAGCUUUUUUCACUUAUGGUUGUCAAUCGUUUGACCGAAGAACUCGGCUGUGAUUAGAUUAUUGAUGUGAUACAGAGUAGUUAA